AUGGCAAACUAUCCAAACCCAUAUUCGGCCGUGAUCGACACGUUCAGCCAACAGCCGUCAUCCAAGGACACACCCGGAGCUGAACCAGGAGCUGGAGCAGGAGCAGGAGCAGGGACAGGGGCAGGAUCGGGACCAGGAGUACCGAUCACGACGACGGAAGAAGACGAAGAUGAUCCUCAGAACUUGCCGGACGAUGAUCUAAUGCUGUGGGCGAGUGCACAAUUCACGUUCGAUAACCCCACGGAAAAGGAUCUCGAGGACGAGAUAGCCCUUAAGAUCGCUCAGAGGCAGCAGCAGCAGUAUCAGGCACAGCAGCGGGCACAACAGCAGCAGCAGGGGCUUCAGUAUCAGCAACAACAGUUUGUUCAGAAUCAACAGCUACAACAACAACAGCAGCAGCAACAGCGGUCGCAUCAUCCGCAACCGCCGCACGCAUACGCAGUGCUGCAGCAACAGCCUCUGCCACAACAACUACACCAACAACACCAACAGCACCACCUGCAUCAUCAACAGCAGCAGCACCAGCCAUCUCACGCGCCUCAGUACCACCCUGCAGAUGUGCAACGACACUUGCAGCAAUUUGACGCCAUCCACGGCUAUCUUGAUGCAAGCUCUGAAGAUCCACGGACAUCGCUCUCGCUCGUGGAACGAUCGCGUCAGCGCAACCCUAUCCCAUCCAACAACAACAACAACAACAACAACAACAAUAGCAAUAGCAAUAGCAAUAGCAACGAUACAACCUUGAUCUCCCAACAUCAACCACAGCAAUUACAAUACGAUCCUCGCGUGCACCACCCCCGCCCUGCAUACACUCAGCAGCACGGCCCAGGUUCAAGUACACCGCACCAUCUGCUUCAACACCAGCAGCAGCAGCAGCCAUUCCACCCGUACAACAGCAAUAACGGCAGUAAUAACAAUACUACUCCUAGCACCGCAUCCCCACUCCCCUCUCCAACUGUCAUACACGACUUUCACCACCUCCAGAUCCAUCCACACCACCACCACCACCACCACCACCACCAACAACAACAACAACAACAACAACAACAACAACACCACGCGCAUCCGCACCCACACUCACGUCCUCAUCAGCAACUCGAACCCAACAGCAGCAGCAGUGGGAGUGGGAAUGGGAGUAACACCAACAGGAUCACGGCCUCGGCUCGGUCACGUCUACUGGUCUCACAUGAAGAAAAACUCCAACAGCUCGAGAACGAACUUGAAGAGUACCAAUCCGAACUCGCCGAAGAACGUAAACUCCUCCUCCAACAACAACAGCAACAACAACAACAAGGCCAAGAAGACUCGACCUCGCCCACCAACAACAGCUGUACCGCCAUGGACACAGACGACCCCUCCCCUCAUUCCAUCAUCACCACCACCACCACCGCCGCCGCUGCCGCUGCCGCUGUCGCCGCCAGGGACGGCAGUGUCGAAACCGACGACCAAGACCCCGCCGCCGCCUCCUCAUCCUCCUCCUCCCAAAGCCGAAGCCGCAGCAACAGCCUCCUCUCGCCCACGCAGGACGAGCCCGAGUACUUUUCCAAGCUCGCUGCAGAAGAAGACAAGCGUCGCCGCAACACCGCAGCCUCUGCGCGGUUCCGUCAAAAGAAACGACUCCGUGAACAGAUCCUCGAGAAGACCGCUAAAGAAAUGACCGCCAAAUCCGAGCUUCUCGAGGUCAGGGUCAAGGAACUGGAGAUGGAAAUCAAGUGGUUGAGGGGGUUGAUCGUCGAUAAGGAUGCGUCCAGGGUUUUGCUCGAGGGUAAAUCAUCCCUCGUUCCGGGUCUGGCGUUUGGGGCCGGGGGCUUGGUAGGAGUGGCUAGUAAUGGCAAUAGUGGUGGUGGUGGGGAGACGAUAUCGCCGGCGGUGUUGAUGAGUAGGCAGCUCGGAGGUGCUGGUGCCGAGGGUCCUGCAAAGGCGAUACCGAGAAGAAGGAAAGCGCCGUAG
This is a messenger RNA of Gamsiella multidivaricata, 1950 nucleotides long. RefSeq lists its product as uncharacterized. The record is from RefSeq and is a predicted model, not a curated record. Lineage: Eukaryota; Fungi; Mortierellomycota; Mortierellomycetes; Mortierellales; Mortierellaceae. Gene Ontology annotation, biological process: regulation of transcription by RNA polymerase II. The transcript has 2 exons. Gene Ontology annotation, molecular function: RNA polymerase II transcription regulatory region sequence-specific DNA binding; DNA-binding transcription activator activity, RNA polymerase II-specific. Gene Ontology annotation, cellular component: nucleus. Bases 1 to 1950 code for a protein of 649 amino acids.